Molecule: messenger RNA, 810 nt
Organism: Achroia grisella
Lineage: Eukaryota; Metazoa; Arthropoda; Insecta; Lepidoptera; Pyralidae
Product: radial spoke head 1 homolog
Exons: 3
Coding region: 95-670 (191 amino acids)
Source: RefSeq, a predicted model, not a curated record
UUUAUGCCAUAAAUACCUAGUUCAAAACUGGGUACCGACCUAGUCGACUUUUGCCCACAUCUUUCCUCAAUACUAGUCCUUUGGGCUUACAAAGAUGACUGAUAUAACGGAUUUCGAGUCGCAGUCCACGGAAGCAAAGAAGCCCGCGAAGGAGGUACCCGUAGUACAGGACCAAGGUGUUUUUCAACAUCUCACGGGGGAUACAUAUGACGGCUUUUUUGAAGCUAAAAAAAAGGACAGAAGUGUUAAAAUGCAUGGUCCAGGCACUUACACCACCAUUGAAGGCGACGUAUAUACCGGUGUAUGGGAUGGUGACAACCUGGGUGCCAAUGAAGAGACUGUAAUUUCAUUUACCGACGGCUCUAAAUAUGAAGGCUCUUCCAGAGAUUGGAGUUACGAUGGUUCCGGGAAAUACCUUUAUCCAGACGGCAGCCUCUUGUCCUGUACAUUUGUUGAAAAUUCGCCCCUUGGCCCUUUAUCAUUGACUGAUCCUAAUGGACAUAUAUGGCUAGGUAAGGCUGAGCAGGGAUAUGGUAUGCUAGACCCCGUAAAUCACUUUUACGAUUUUUUAGAGAAGACACGUGACUUAGGAAGAAUUCGGCGUCGUCACAAGAAUAAAGUUGUUCAAGAAGAAGAUCACUCGCUUCUAUCGUCACCUGCUAAGAAAUAAUUUAUUAUGACUGUAAUAUCAAUUUCAUCUUAUAAUUAUGAUACUUAUAUAGAAUAGAGUAGCCUGGUAAAGCGGUGUAUUUAAUUAGCAUAUCUGAUUACGAUGACACUUACUUUGAAAUAAAGUUGUCUGGUUGGAAU